UUACUUUAAAACAGUUGCACAGGUAUUAGAGCAGGCGUUUACAUAUUAAACUAUUUAUUGACUGUAUGUCAUGGAUGUAAAAAUAUGAAAACCAUAUUUUGGGUUUUGUUCGUUGCAUUUAUGGACGGAGGUUACGGUCUCUGUGAUUUUUCUGACUUAGAACCAUGCCUCUUCAAAAACAACAGGGAGUUACCAUAUUCAGUCUACACAAGGCAUCCUUCAAUUGACUACUCCUCCGCAACAGAUGAUACCAAAUAUUGUGAUCUGUUUGCACUUAGGCACGGUGUAUGGUACCGUAGUAGUUAUAAAAUGACGAACUACUGCGUCGAUCACAGGAAAUGUGGGACCAGUGAUCCGAUAUAUCUAAACGGGAGUAUACCGAGUCCAUCAGACGGUGUUGUCGAUGCAUCAGCUUGCGUUCGAACGUUUGGAAAUUGUUGUGAAAAAUUGUUGAAUCUAAGAAUCAAGCACUGUGAAUAUUUUAUGAUAUAUUGCUUUUUGGACCUGCACUCUUCAUGUCAUAGCAGAUUCUGUUUUGAUGUUGACCUAGAUGUUGAAACAACAACAACAACAACUACUACUACUACUACUACAACAACAACAACAACAACACCUACGCCAACUACAACAGCAUCAGAGUCUUCGCCUGGUGACAAACAUGAUGGAAAGCAAUACAAAGGUGAAAACACAGGACCUGUUAUUGUACUGGCAACAUUUCUUGUGAUUUCGGUGAUAACGAUAGGAUUCUUGGUAAUGUUCAUCUAUCAUCUCAGAAGUUCCAGUCCAGUUGUAUCAGCAUGUAAUGUAAUACCAGCAUAUGACAAUGCGAAGAAGAGUAUCCAUUCAUGUGAAAACAGUUUACCACCGAUAAAGCAAAACUUCCAUUCAAGUGAGAACUGCUGAAUCAGACUGUUGAAGAUGUUGUUGAUUCAUUUAGGAAAUAGUUUUCAUACUUACUCUUUGAUAACCCAUGCACAAGGAAUUCAUCAAUUUACUCUAAUGUUUAUCUAAAUAGAAGAUAUUACAUGAGAGUUUUUCAUGUUGAAAUUGUUAAACGAGUUGAAUAAAAUGAUAAUAUGCGAGGCUCUACCGAGCAUUUAGUCACUUUUCAUUUUCUUCAACUAGUUUAAUAAAUUCAAUAUGGAAAGUCACGAAUGUAAUACUUUUUAUCACGUGUUUGCUUUUCCUGUCGAAACAUCAACAAUUCUUCUUUUCUUUUACUAUACAAACAAGUCAAUUUGAACAACGUCUCCUAUACUAUAAACGACGUCAACGUCAAAGCUUUAUUACACUAGCGUAUUUUCAUAUUUAUGUAAUGGCUUUAUUACAUUCCUGCGACUUCAAACAUGUGAUAAGUAGAAAUAAAUGGAAAUUAUUAGAAAUACAGUAAAAUCAAUCUUAAGCAGCCAGCCUAGGGAGUGGGAAAAAGUGGCUGCUUACAGCAUGUGGCUGCUUAACGCAUGUUAUUUAUAGAAUGAAUGACCAUUUAGGGAAAUGAGACACUGGCUGCUUAAGAUAGGUUGGCUGCUUAAUAGAGAUGUCUGUAAAGCAAGUUUUAAUUGUACUUCCCUUGGGACACUACUGUAAAUGUUUAUUAAUAUGUAUAUCAUAUAAGGAAAAUGACGUUUAUUACCGUACAUUCUUUAAGGCCUCAACCUUAGCGGUGGACCGUUGGAACGACGCAACCAAAAUAUCGGCAGGUCCGCUAACUAUCAAAAGUUGAGUAGACCGACGGUCAACCAAUUUUCACGGUCUGCAAUUAAAAAAAACAUUUAAAAGUGCAAAAAAUGUAAAAUAUCGUACCCAAAUCGGCGAAUUCACAAUACGAAAGUUGAUUUUGCCUUAAGUAUGGCAUUCACCAGUUUUUAGCGUUGGCGAGGACGAACAGACUUUGCUGUAUACUCGACCGAUCAGGCGAGUGGUUUUUAAUUCAGAAAUUACAUCAACAAAAAUUACCUGGAUUGACUGGAAUUUACCCGCGAAUCGUAAAGAAAUCAAAACGUCAUGCUGGUAACUUUCCAUUCCACGAGAACGUGCGCCAUACCGUAAUAUCUCAUUUACAUCGCCGUUAGUUUUGUAUAUCGAUACUUACACACAAAAAAACGCGCGUAGUGCAUACAUGUUUAAUAUAAUAGCUUCAAAUUUUCAACACCGCUUGAGAACUAACACAGAUUGAAAUCUAUAACAAUUUCAUUAAGAUAUCGACAGAAAUGUAGGCAACAUUCUUUAAAAACGAUCUAAUUUUCAUAUGAUGAUUAGUAAAAUUUCAAAAUGCGCGAUCUUGAUUUUUUAUUUCUUUCUUAAAGUAAAUAAAUGUUACAUAUGAUGGUAAAAAAAAUCAGACUUUUGGUCAGAAAGUACAAAAAAACACAAUUAAAAAAACUUAAACAUUGAAAAAGUGGCAGCAAUUUAAAUACAUGGAGUAAAACGAUUUUUGGCGAACAGAUUUCUGUAAGGGUGGCAGAAUAUGUUACGUGACCUCGUGAACGUUAAUAGAAAUUUGGUUUUAAAAUAAAGCAGUAUGAUGUCGUUGCGGUUUUUAAAACGUUUUAAAUGAAUCUUUGUACAUGUAUUUUUUGACACGACACUAUGCCAGAUAUUAUUCUCAAACAAUAAUGUAAAUUCCUUGAGGGCACAUAGGUCAGAGGUAGGAUAUCCAAUAUUAUCGUUUGAAACAUUUACAUGUCAGUUUAUUCGGGAUAUUGCACAUUCGCUUAAAAAAAUAUAAAAAAUAUAAAAAAAAACUUUUUUAUUGAUUUCUUCUCCACAUUUAAAGGAACCGAGGAUGUACGAUCAUAAAGUGAUGUGUUACGUGGCGCGAAAACAUGACGUAAUGCCAUGACAAUCUCGGGCCACUAUACCGCUUUGAUCUCCACUUCAGAUGCCAUAAUAACCGACACACUUCUGUUAGUUGAGGGGUUGUUAAUUGAUUAUGAAAACAAGGCUAAUUACUUAGUUUAUCAACACAAUAAUUACCGAUAAUUGUUAAUGUUUUUUCCGCUUUUAACACGGGUCGGUUGGAUGAUGAUUAUUAUGUCCAUAUUUUGGGACACUUUUCAAAAUAAUUACUUUUCAGGAUAUCAGAUUGCUACAGCAGUAAGCAUACAAAUUACUUGUCGAACUAUUGUGAAUGAAAAUACGAUACAGUCAUUGUGUUCUUCCAUUUUAAUUAUUUAAGAAAUAUGUCCUGUUUCUUUGAGUCAUAUGGAGUUAUGGCGUCUACAACAUGACAAUUUAUGUGCUAAAAUUGGAGGUCCACUAAAAUCUGAGCAGGUCUACUAGAUUUUAGCAGUUGGUUGCCCUGCUAGCAACUGCUGAAAAAAGUUAUUUGAGACCUAUUCUUUUAAACAGAUUUAUAUUAAUCGAAAACAUUUUAUGGCUAUUAACCUUGUACUUUUGCUUCUAUCAAGAUCCAAACGUUCGUUUUCUUUAGAGUGUUCCUGUUGAAAUAUUUCACUGUCACAUUCAUGUUCAUAGCUAAGUUAAACAAUUUUUUAAAAAUCUUUAUUCAUGCAAAAUUUGGUUUAUCGUUGAUGUUUGACUUUGUUAACAGAAGAAAAUUAUCAUAGAAACGGCUUGUGAAACAGUGUUGAUUUUGUUCCAAAAGUUUAAAAUUGGGCCUCCUUGGCCGAGUAGUAAAGGUCCGAAAUACAUGCCCCUCAUCGUAUUCGAGUUGAACCUUGCUCGGGGCGUUGAAUUCUUUAUUUGAGGAAGCCAUGAAGCAGACUUACGAUGAUAUAAUGAACGGCUCUUUCUCCAUUGUCGAGUUGCAUUUGGUCGCUAUAUACGUUUGUUUAACUGGUUUGUUAACGUAAAAUGAAACAUUGUUCUGGACUCCUAAGCCACGGAUAA
Messenger RNA from Mercenaria mercenaria, 3852 nucleotides. RefSeq lists its product as uncharacterized. The transcript has 7 exons. Bases 85 to 903 code for a protein of 272 amino acids. The record is from RefSeq and is a predicted model, not a curated record. NCBI's taxonomy places the organism in Eukaryota, Metazoa, Mollusca, Bivalvia, Venerida, Veneridae.